Hordeum vulgare subsp. vulgare (domesticated barley) is the source of this 1078-nucleotide messenger RNA. Its product is annotated as nifU-like protein 2, chloroplastic. The record is from RefSeq and is a predicted model, not a curated record. Bases 126 to 809 code for a protein of 227 amino acids. Gene Ontology annotation, biological process: iron-sulfur cluster assembly. Gene Ontology annotation, molecular function: iron ion binding; iron-sulfur cluster binding. The transcript has 4 exons. NCBI's taxonomy places the organism in Eukaryota, Viridiplantae, Streptophyta, Magnoliopsida, Poales, Poaceae. Gene Ontology annotation, cellular component: mitochondrion; chloroplast stroma.
CACGGGUCUUCACCGAACCACAAACGCAGCUUUGGCUUCUCCAUUCCGAGUCCCUCCCCCCAUAGUCCAAGCCAACGACCGCCUCGCGCACGUACGAGCACGAAUCCCUCUUUGCUCUAGAGGAGAUGCAGACGGCGACGGCGGCGGCGGCGGCGCCGUGGGCUCCGAGCCCUUCCCCGUCCACCUCCUCCUCCGCGACCCCCUUCAAGGCUAGGGUGGGGAUUGCGUUGCCCUGUCGGACGGGUGUCCGUACCUCCUCUACGCUGAGGCUGGUUGCUACCCCCGCUCGCCGCCGGCGGCGGCAAGUGGUUCAGGCUAUUGCCAACCCAGAUCCAGCGGUCGAGCUGCCAUUGACUGCUGAAAAUGUUGAGUUGGUGUUGGAUGAAGUGCGACCUUACCUUAUGGCUGAUGGAGGCAAUGUUGUGUUGCAUGAGAUUGAUGGAAAUGUGGUGAGAUUGAAGCUGCAAGGAGCAUGUGGAUCAUGCCCGGCUUCAGUAACAACAAUGAAGAUGGGCAUUGAGCGACGCUUGAUGGAGAAAAUACCAGAGAUCGUUGCAGUUGAGCCCAUCGCAGAUGAGGAGACUGGUCUUGAAUUGAAUGAAGAGAACAUAGAAAAGGUUCUUGAUGAGAUUAGGCCAUACCUUUCCGGCACAGGGGGUGGUGAGCUUGAGUUUGUUUCAAUCGAGGAACCUAUCGUGAAGGUCAGGCUCACAGGCCCAGCUGCUGGUGUGAUGACUGUCCGAGUGGCCCUCACUCAGAAGCUCCGAGAAAAGAUCCCGAAAAUCGCAGCUGUCCAGCUAUUGUCGUGAACCUUGAAACACGUUUAGAAGCCAAGCCCCCUGUUAUGCGGAUGCGCGGCUACUGUAAUUCUCAGGAAUUCGUGAUACCUGUAUGUGUAGCCUCCCACAGCUGCUUAAACUCUCAAUGGCAACGGCCGAUAGCAGGCUUUCAUUUGCUGGAUUCACAGCAGUUUUGGUCCUACCUUGUACAGCGUUUGCUUCUGCAAAUGAGAGUAGCUACUGCUGAUCUUGCAACUUUCUUGAAACACUUGAAAUAAUUUGGUACCAAGGUUUGUUCU